This is a messenger RNA of Andrographis paniculata, 2168 nucleotides long. Its product is annotated as V-type proton ATPase subunit B 2. The record is from RefSeq and is a predicted model, not a curated record. The transcript has 15 exons. Gene Ontology annotation, cellular component: proton-transporting V-type ATPase, V1 domain. Lineage: Eukaryota; Viridiplantae; Streptophyta; Magnoliopsida; Lamiales; Acanthaceae. Bases 423 to 1874 code for a protein of 483 amino acids. Gene Ontology annotation, molecular function: ATP binding; proton-transporting ATPase activity, rotational mechanism. Gene Ontology annotation, biological process: ATP metabolic process; proton transmembrane transport.
AAGACACCAGCCAUCUGCGGUCUGCCAGCUUUGUCCGUCCGCGCUGUCCUCUCUUAUGGCGUCGUCACCCUCCCUCAGAAGCUGAAACCAACCGCUCUCUUAACAACAAUACAAAUACUACGGCACGCUCAUUGCUGCUGCAUUCACAGAAAACGCCGCUCAUUUUCUAGUGAGUGAGAGCCAUCGUGUUUAAAUGCGCUCGCAAUAACGGAUUCAAAGUAAAAGAGAAACUUCACGUGAUUCAUGACACAAAUUGUCCAAUUCAAUUGUUAGAUCUCGGUUUCAUAAUCUUCAACCCUCCCCUCCCUUCUCUGGCUUUCUACUGGAUUAUGAGAAGCGACCGAAGAAGCACCUGAUUGUGAUUUCGAGACCCGAUUCUCAGGGCCUUUUUCAGUUUCGGUUGUGCAAUUUUAAGGCUAAUUAUGGGUGUGGACAUGGAGGAGGGAGCUCUGGAGAUUGGAAUCGAAUAUAGAACAGUUUCUGGUGUUGCUGGACCUCUGGUAAUCCUUGACAAAGUUAAGGGACCCAAGUUCCAGGAAAUUGUUAACAUUCGCCUAGGAGAUGGAUCAACAAGACGUGGGCAAGUUUUGGAGGUUGAUGGAGAGAAAGCUGUUGUUCAGGUUUUCGAAGGAACAUCAGGAAUCGACAACAAGUACACAACCGUCCAGUUCACUGGGGAGGUUUUAAAAACACCUGUCUCUUUGGAUAUGCUUGGCCGAAUUUUUAAUGGUUCCGGAAAACCCAUUGACAAUGGCCCUCCUAUUCUUCCUGAGGCUUACUUGGACAUAUCUGGCAAUUCCAUUAAUCCUAGCGAGAGAACCUAUCCAGAGGAGAUGAUUCAAACUGGAAUUUCAACUAUUGAUGUAAUGAAUUCAAUUGCCCGUGGGCAGAAAAUUCCUCUUUUUUCUGCUGCUGGUCUUCCCCACAAUGAAAUAGCUGCUCAGAUAUGCCGACAGGCUGGUUUGGUGAAACGCUUAGAAAAAUCUGAUAAUCUUCUUGAGGAUGGUGGAGAGGAAAAUUUUGCCAUUGUCUUUGCAGCAAUGGGAGUCAACAUGGAAACAGCACAGUUCUUCAAGCGUGAUUUCGAAGAAAAUGGGUCCAUGGAGAGAGUUACCCUUUUCUUAAACUUGGCUAAUGACCCAACUAUAGAACGCAUCAUUACGCCUCGUAUUGCUUUGACAACUGCGGAGUACUUAGCGUAUGAAUGUGGGAAGCAUGUUUUGGUCAUAUUGACAGAUAUGAGUUCUUAUGCUGAUGCUCUUCGUGAGGUAUCUGCAGCACGAGAGGAAGUGCCUGGAAGGCGUGGGUAUCCUGGUUAUAUGUACACUGAUCUGGCAACCAUCUACGAGCGUGCUGGCCGCAUUGAAGGACGGAAAGGAUCCAUCACUCAAAUACCUAUAUUAACAAUGCCUAAUGAUGACAUUACACACCCUACUCCAGAUUUAACGGGCUAUAUCACCGAAGGGCAGAUUUAUAUUGAUCGACAACUUCAUAAUAGACAGAUAUAUCCUCCAAUCAACGUGCUCCCAUCCUUGUCUCGUCUAAUGAAGAGUGCCAUUGGUGAAGGCAUGACCCGUAGGGAUCACUCCGAUGUGUCUAACCAGCUUUAUGCGAACUAUGCCAUUGGGAAGGAUGUUCAGGCAAUGAAAGCUGUGGUUGGAGAAGAAGCACUCUCCUCGGAAGAUCUGCUGUAUCUUGAGUUUCUGGAUAAAUUCGAGAGGAAGUUUGUGACACAAGGGGCAUACGACACUCGCAAUAUCUUCCAGUCGCUUGAUUUGGCAUGGACAUUGUUGCGGAUCUUCCCUCGGGAGCUUCUUCAUCGUAUUCCAGCAAAGACACUGGACCAGUACUACAGCAGAGAUGGUGCGAAUUAAAGGUAGUUUAUUUCAUUUUCGUUUAAAUAUGACGAGACGACGGUGUCCGGAAGACAAUUAGUUAGUUGGAUAGUUAUAUGUUGUGAUCAAAAGAGAAGCAAACAAAACUCAGUAGGUAGAUCCCAUUACGUCCAUAUUCUGAUUCUGGUGCAGAGAUGCGAUGGAUCAUGGCUUCGUUUGGUCUAAAUUAAAAUCAAAGAAUGCAUAUUUUGUGUGGUGGGUUAUGAUUAAACAAUUUGUUGAGAGUAAUAAUAAAAAUGAAUAAAGAGCUGAUACAUUGAUUCAUUCAUUAAA